AUGGCCAUCCUUGAUGAGUUCGAGCGCUGCGUCCACGUCGCCCUCCGGGGCUCCUUGACCUUCCGCCACGAAGCGUUGAGAAACACGCUCGCGGGGCCACACCACCCUGUCAUCUCGAGCCCCACAACCAGCGCCGUGGGCACGUCCGACAGCUCCAGCCAGCCCACGUGCGUCGAAGCCGGCGGGCCCCAGCCGGCGCGGCCCCCGCGGCGGGACAGCCACCGACUCUCGGACGUACGCUGGGCGCACAUCCGCGGGCGAGGGCGGGCGAAGAUCAGCGCUCGGAAGGUGGAACGCGGAGGGGAGUCGGAACGUGAACAUCCGAUGCACUCGCUAUCUUCCCAGGACAAGGCUGCCCCAGAGAACAGCCCCAUGAACGUCCGGUCCGAGUGCAGAGAGGAAGCGCAGAGGGCGACGAGGGUACACUCACCGUUCAGAGCCAUCGUCAAGUCGAACUCUUUGUGCUUCCUCUACGCCUUUCGACCACAACAGUGCCCCUCGAGUGCGGCCAAUCCACCACCGUCCCCGAUCCCGAAAAACGCUGUGCAGUCGCACCUCUGCAGCGGGGGCGUGGACCGCGUCACAGGCUCGUUCUUCGAGUAG
This is a messenger RNA of Epithele typhae, 603 nucleotides long. RefSeq lists its product as uncharacterized. The transcript has 3 exons. NCBI's taxonomy places the organism in Eukaryota, Fungi, Basidiomycota, Agaricomycetes, Polyporales, Epitheliaceae. The record is from RefSeq and is a predicted model, not a curated record. The coding region runs from base 1 to 603 and encodes 200 amino acids.